UGUUUGAAUAGUAACUACUGGGAGCUUCCUUUUGUUCAUGCUUUGAAUUGAUAUAGCACUGGCGAGUCCAACAGUGACAUCUCGUGCGUUAUCUGAUUUCAGCCACCUAUUAGGGGCAGCUAAUCUUAUCAUUUCUCCUGACAGAUGGGGAGAUAGAGACUCCGGUGAGCUGGGGCUAAGAAAGCACUGCUGAUGGUUCUUGAGAACUCAGAAGCCACACUGCAGUGUUUCCACCUGAGAACCUGGGCUGGCUAGAAACCCUGAGGCAAUGAUAGAGACAGCCCACCGCCUGAUUUGAAGGCGCUGCCUAGAGAAUGAGGAGCGACGAGCCGGCCGUGACCAUGGAAGAGACGGGCGGGCCGGACGCGGCUGCAGGCCGCCUGGGGGCGCCGUACUCCGAGGCCUGGGGGUACUUCCACCUGGCGCCUGCGCGCCCCGGCCAUGCGUCGGGCCCCUGGGCCACCUGCCGGCUGUGCGGGGAGCAGGUGGGCCGCGGCCCGGGCUGGCACGCGGGCACCGCUGCGCUGUGGAAGCACUUGAGGAGCGCGCACCGGCGGGAGCUGGCGGAGAGCACCGCCCGCCGCUCGCCGCCCGCUGCCCCCGGCCCCGCCGCGGCCGCCGAGGGCGACUGGGCGCGCCUGCUGGAGCAGAUGGGCGCGCUGGCAGUGCGCGGCAGCCUGCGGGAGCGCGAGCUGGCGCGGCGCGAGGCGGCCGUGGAGCAGGGCGAGCGCGCCCUGGAGCGCAGGCGGCGGGCGCUGCAGGAGGAGGAGCGCGCGGCGGCCCAGGCGCGCCGGGAGCUGCAGGCCGAGAGGGAGGCGCUGCAGGCGCGGCUGCGGGAAGUGAGCCGCCGGGAGGGCGCCUUGGCCUUGGGCUCGGCCCUGCUGCACGCUCCGCUCAAAGAGGAACCCGAGGGGGACCCCAGGGACGGCUACGUCAUCACGAAGGUCUUCCUGUAGGUUUUAGCCGCUCCCACCCACCCACCCCCGGCCAGCCCUACUCAAAAAGUGUGGCCCGCGGACCGGCGUCUUCAGCCUCACCUGGGAGCGAGAUCUCAGGUCCGUUGCCGCUCUGCCGAAUCGAAAUCGCCAAAUGUGGGGUCUUGAGAAGCACUUCGGAGGCCAGGCAGAACCAAAAAUCAAUCCGUGGUCCUCCGGGGUGCCUGGGAGCGCAAGCUCCAGCGGCCUCCAAUGCUGGUGGCGUUUAGUGGCAUCCGCGCAGGGGGUGGUUUUCCUCUGCCUUUGGAAUGAGAGCUCCAACAGCCCUGUGAACCUAGAUCACCUGGAGCCAUGGCCAUAUUGUGCCUGGUGACUUUGAAAGGACAGGAGCUUCCUUACACACCAAAGACUAUCACACCGGGUGGCUGUACACCAGCCAGGGCAACCCAGGGUAGAGGGUGCAUGGAAAUGAUAAAGCAUUUUUACCCAAAAAAAGUUUUCCUCAUUUCCUAAUGAGUAAAUCAUUGAUGAGUAGUCUUUGCCCAGCGCCAAUUUCUGAACGGGAGAGUUUCCAAGACUGCUCAUUACCCUGUCAUUUCUAGUGCCUUAGGAAGGCAGUCCUGGAGAAGCCCUCUUUUUGCUCCCCUCCCCAUCUUGCCCGGCAGUACCAAUCACCCUAUCUUACCUCCGCCCUCAUUUUUCCCGUUUCAGAGCCAGUGGCAGCUGUGCUGUUUCCCCACUUAACUGCCUCACACCUGCCGCCUAGUAGCAAGACAUGACCCCAUCCCUCGUUAUUAGGAAGGGAGCUUCUGCCCCCACAUCUUCACAGUCCUCACUCCUGGGCCAAGGGGAAGGCACCCUCCCAUCUGAGGCCACCUCCUCCUCUCAUGUUUUCAUCCAUUCCUCUUCCACCUUUCCUGGGCCCUUCCUCCACAACAUUACCUCUUUUCCUCUGUCUCAUUCCCUCCCUUUCUUCAGAGUCUUCCUCUUUAGCAAUGCCCCAGUCUUCCUUGGACUGAAAAGAAAGACUCCCCCAGCCUGGAUGCUCCCAACUGAGCACCCCCUAAGCAAGGACUGUCGAGCAGUCCUUGCUGCUUAUAUUUCCUCCCCACUCCUUACUCCUUCACUCGUGGUCAGCUUUUCAGGCUACACUGGACUCUUAAGAAGCCGCUACAGUCUCACAAUGGCUGAAUAUGAUGAUUUAUUUUCAGCCUUCAUUUUGCUUAAUCUCUCCCUUCUUGAAAUUUUUCCUUUGGUAGAUGGAACUUGCUUUUCCUCCAGAGAAUUCCUUUUCCUGAUGUAGACUGAUUUCCAAACAGUUUUUCUUCAGGUCUCUUUUUUCCUCAUUUUUCUGAGAAUUUGAAAAUGUUCAAGCAUCCAGAAAAAGUUGAAAAGCUAGUACAAUGAAUACCCACAUAUACCCUCCACCUAAACAGUUGUUAACAUUUUUGCCAUAUUUAUUUUUCUUCCCUCCACCCCAAACAUGCAUGGCAUUUCAUCCCUAAGGUAUUUCAGCAUGUUUAUCCCAAUAGCCUCUAAGACAGAUUCCUUAAUUGAAAUUCCCUAACUGUCCCAAGAGUGUCUUUUUCUCUUUUCUAAAAAACAGGGCCCAGUUAAGAUUCACACAUUACUUUUGAUUAUAACUCUAGUCUCUUUUAGUCUAGAACAGCCCCCUUACUAUUUUUUUUCCAUGACAUUUACUUUUUAAAAAGUCCCGGCCAUCUUAUAUAUGUCUUAUAGACGUCCUGUAUUCUGGAUUUAUCUGAUUGUUUCCUUAGGCCAAUUUAUGUACCCAAUCUUGGUUCAUGUACCUGUAGAGGUACAAUAAUCACCUCUGUGCCAGCGACUCCUGACUACCUCCAGCCUUUAGUGUUCUUCCGGGUCUGUCCUUCAUGGCCAGUCCCCUGCAGCAUGUCUCCACCUCUACUUGCAUAUCUUGCCACAGGAGAUGGUAGGGGUAAUUCUAUUCAACUCUGCAUCUCCACCCCUGACCCAAUAACUAAUAACUACUGGGCUCUUAAAAUGUAUCAGGUACAUUUACAUGUAUUAUCUCACUUUAUUUCCACAGCAGCUCCUUGGGGGGCGGGUAUUAAUACUAUGCCCAUUUUACAGCUAAGGAAACAGAGGGGUUAAGUGGCUUGUAUGAGAUUAAAGCUGGUAAGUAGUUGAGUCGGGUUCCAAAUACAGUCUCUACCUGCAGAUGCCAUGCUCCCAGCUGCUGUACUGUCGGCCUUGUUACUCAGUCACCGGAGCUGACACCUGUUUCCUUCCUAACUCCAACUCCAGGUAGUACCAUCAGUGACAUUAACAUGUACUGAGCACUCACCAUGCCAGAGCUGUGCUAAAAUGCUUCACAAGAAUAACUGCCUCUGCCUACUAUGCAGCAACCCCAUGAUAUAAUUACUCUUACACCCAUUUUGUAGAGGAGAAGAGACAGGCUCACGGCAACUAAGUAAUGAAGCGGCAGAGUGGGAUUUGAGCACCAGUCUCACUGAAUCCUAGGCCCCUGAUCUAUUGAGUCUAUAUCUACAAAGUAUCACAGCUGUCUUCCUUCUGAUGCCACCUGCUCAGCUCAGGCCCCAUUUAUCAUUCAUCUGGGAUUCAUCUUCCCAUCCUUGUCUUCCCACACUGUCCCCUACUUGGCCAAAGGAACUGUCCUAAGCUGACAUUGAUUGUAUCACAUUGCCUGCUCAAAGGACCCCCAAGAUCACCCAUCAUCUACAAGCUCUAGCUUUGUGGCUUGACGUUCAAGUCUCCUCGACCCCUGUACCAGUCUUAUCUGUCCCUUCCCUUACACAUGCUGUGUGCUUUGGCCAAACUGGACUCCUCGUUCUUCUGACAUGCCCUGGUGCUUGGCACCUCUGUGCCUGUUUGCCUUUCCUCCACUUAAAAAAGCCCCUUCAAUUUCUAAGUAUGAAAAAUCCUGCCCAUUCUAAGACCUAGCUCAAAUUCGACUGCCUACAUGAAGCUUUCCUGGAUUCCUCAUCAUUCAGAGAUGAUUCUUUACUUCUCUGGACUCUCAGCAUUUUGUAUCUCAAAACCCUUAGAAAGGCCAUCUAGCGUGUGGCUCUGUGGGUUCCUGUCUUACCUCCCUUGCCUGAGCCCUUGGGAGUAAGGAUGGAGUUCACUCAUCCUUCUGCUCCCACAGUGACUUGCCUGUAACAGCUGCUCAAUAAGUAUUUGAGGCAUUGAACUCAAUGUCUUUAAGAUUUUCACAAGUCUUCUCAAAUUAUUAAUAUAAUUAUUCAUUUAUCUUUAAUCCUCUAAGUAGAAUUCCUAACAAAAAAAUAGCCUAAAAGGAAGCAGCAGUAAAUUUUAAAAAGCUGUUUAGUCAAUAAAGAUUUAAUAAGUGUCAGUUAUUGGGCUGUUUGGUUUGAAUCCAAUCACCUAGUAUGUCAUUAUCAGGAACACUUUUCUUAAAAUUAUUUUCUUUACUACACAAUUAAUAAAAAUGCAAUGCCCCACUCUACGAAGAAAAGCUGAAAAAAAUCCCCCGAAGUCCUGUCACCUUAGACUGCUAUUAACAUUUUAAUGUAUUUUAUUCUUUUGUCUCUUGCAAUUUUUGUAUUACUCUAAUAAUAGUAUGAUUUUUCUUUUAAGUAUUGAAAUUUAACUUCUUCAUGUGGAUUUAUAAGUUGGGUUAUAAGAUUUGAAUCUGGACUUUUUGGAAGAAAAAAAAAACUUCUACAAAUGUCACUCUUCAGUUUCACCAAUUGUUAGAACCACUAAAAUAAGCAAAGAUUGACUUUCAGAAUCUUAACCUCUCCUUCAAAAUAGAUGGCUAAUGGGAGCACCAGUAGCCUGUUCAGGGGAUGGGGAAAGCAAUUAGCCUGACUGAUGACUUACCACUGGUUGUGGGAGUUAUACACUUUUUACACUUCUGCAUUGCUAUAACUUUUCUAUAUCAAGCAUAAAUUACCUUUAUAAUUAAAAAUAAAGUUACUUACCUCUUGCAAAUGGAAAAUCCUUACUACCAGCAUUCAGCUUCCUUAUUUAAGAUAAACAAAACUUCCAACACAAGAACCGAGAUAAUCUUCAAUUCCAGAGAAGCCUAGAAGGAAAUGCAGCCCUUGUCCAGUCCAACUCCAUCAUUUGACAGAGGAGAAAAAUGAGCCUGAGUGGCUCGUCCACUCUUAGUGGCUAUGAUGGCUCACCUGACUCCAGCCUCAUCAGAUAUUCUGCCUCUUUGGCCUUGAGGGCUUCUGCUGGCUCACCUGGCAAAGCACAAGGGCUAUCAGGACCAACUGGCUAAGCUGGCAUCCUGUCAGCUAAGAGCUGGGAUCUGAAAGUGCAGAGGUGGGUUCCGGGGAUUGCAUCAGCCUCUCUGGCUGUGGCACAGUCUGCUCACAAUUAGAGUUGUCAUUGCUAGUGGGUGAUGGUGACAUGCCUUGCAUAUAUUGGCAGAGCUUCCCUGAUUUAUGUGACUAGGCUUGCUAAUAGCACCAGCCAGCACUGCCUUUGAGGGCAAUGCACGCAGUGGUGAGGUGGAUGGCUGGAAUUGGGAUGCAGAAUGCCCUAAACCUGACUCCUGAACUCCUGCCAUGAUGUAAAGUGAUCAAUCACUUCUUUAGGUUGAAAUUUGUCAGGGAGGAGGGGGUGUGGGCAAAGCAGGGUAAUGACAACCAAGGCUGAAAGAGCUAGGGCCCUUUAUGCACCUAAGUUUUCAUCCUUGGAGGCUGGACAAGGGAAGGGCUUGGCUUGGUCUGGGCUGAAUUUCUACUUUAAGUGGCUGUCCAUGUCUUAAUGUCUUAGAGGGGAUUCAUAAAAACUGAGCUGCUGUUUUGUUUUGCUGCCAUGGACUCAUUAGGGAAUUCUAUUUCUAAAGGUUUGAUCUUCUUACCUUUCUACAACUUGAAUCUGCUCCUUUGUCUGGAAGAUGGAUGAGGUGAUCCUUAAGGUCCCCUUUAGCUCUAACAUGCUGAUUACAUAAAAUACUGUGAAACAUCAAUCUUUGAGUGAAUCAGUUGUUCUGUUUAGAUUUUCUUGUUAAUUGCAGAUUUAGAAGAAAAUGUUGAAAGUCACAUGUGUGUUUAUUAAAAAUGAUAAUAGUAUAUCACACUUCUACAGAACUGAGGUACUAACUCUACGGGAUUCACACCUAGAACUGAAAAUGUGUGCAGUGGUAAUAAGCGUGCUCUCCUAUACCAUACUUUUUGUCUUCACAACAGCCUGCUGGCAGGAUAGGUAUAAUCAUCCAUGCUUUACUGUGAGGCUCCACGUUUCAACAAGGUGAAAUGGCCUGUAAAGGCCACACAGCUUAAUAAGUAGCAGACUGGAGGCUGGACCUCAAUCCGUGGUUCCCAAUCAGACUUGGGACCAAAGAGUUGGACCUCCUUCCACAACUCUCUUCUGGCUCACCUCUUUACCAGUGCCAGGACCUCUGUAUCAUGGCUUGAGUGUUUGCUGACACUUGGGUCAACGUUGGCUACUUCCCACCCACGAGCUCUGGUGCUGAGGGUAAGCAAGGCAGCUUUCCCAGAGGAAGCAAGGUUGGCCUUUAUUAGUUUCCUAUUGCUGCUGUAACAAAUUACCACAAACUUAGUGGCUAAAGACAACACAGAUUUUAUUAUCUUAUAGUUCUGCAGGUCAGAAGCCUUGAAAUGCAUCUCAAAGUGUUUGCAGGGCUGUGUUCUUUUCUAGAGGCUCUAGGAGAGAAUCUGGUUUUUUGCCUUUUCCAGCUUCUAGAGGCUGCCCACAUUCCUUGGCUUGUGGCCCCUUCCUCUUCAAGGCCAGCAAGGACCGGUCUUUCUCACGGGGCAUCACUCUGCCUCCCUUGUCCACAUUUAAAGGACCCUCUCCUUAAGUUCAGUUGGUCAGCAGCCUAAUAUCAUCUGCAACCUUAAUUCUCCCCUGCCAGGUAACACUGCGUUUCCAGGGAUUAGGGUAUAGACAUUUGGGGAAGGCG
This is a messenger RNA of Globicephala melas (long-finned pilot whale), 6840 nucleotides long. RefSeq names its product zinc finger BED-type containing 3 (gene ZBED3). Gene Ontology annotation, molecular function: DNA binding. Lineage: Eukaryota; Metazoa; Chordata; Mammalia; Artiodactyla; Delphinidae. Gene Ontology annotation, biological process: regulation of transcription by RNA polymerase II. The record is from RefSeq and is a predicted model, not a curated record.